Entrophospora sp. SA101 is the source of this 840-nucleotide messenger RNA. Lineage: Eukaryota; Fungi; Glomeromycota; Glomeromycetes; Entrophosporales; Entrophosporaceae. The record is from the annotation of a GenBank genome assembly.
AUGUCUACAUUUUCUAGUAUAGAUUACGAUAGUGCAGCGUAUAAUACAUAUCGUCCAACAUAUCCACAAAAAUUAUUCGAAAAUGUUUACAAUUAUCAUAAAUCACAUAAUGGAUCAUUUGAUGCAGCCUUAGACGUGGCGACCGGAACAGGUCAAGUGACUCAAGUAUUAGCUGAUUCAUUUAAAAAAGUUUGUGGCGUAGAUUCAUCAGCAACAAUGUUAGAAAAUGCAGUUAAAAAAUCAAAUAUUACAUAUUCGACCUCAAGUGCUGAAAAUCUCAAACGAUUUGAUGAUUCUUCAAUUGAUUUAUUAACUGUCGCUCAGGCUGCUCAUUGGUUUGAUUUACCUAAAUUUUUAGAGGGAUCUUAUCGUGUUCUUAAAUCACCAUUGUCAUCAUCAUCUGGUGGUGGUGGUACACUUGCAAUUUGGGGUUAUAGUUAUAAUAUUUUUGAUAAUUAUCCAACUGCUUCCGAAUUGUUGAUUGAUUAUUCUACAAACUUUAUGGAUGAUUAUUGGGAGAGAGGUAGAUUGGCACUUGAUAAUUUAUAUAGAGGAUUUGAGAUUCCUGAGCGUUUAUUUAAAAAUGUUAAAUUCGAGAUUUAUGAUGGAACUAAAAAGAGUGAACAAUAUCGUUUGAUGGAAGCUGAUUGGACAAUUUCUCAAUAUGAAAAAUAUUUAAAAACAUGGAGCUGUUAUAAGACAUUUUUAUUAAAAAACCCAAAUGUUGAGGAUCCAGUUAACAAAUUGAUAGCAAGGAUGAAAGAAGUAGAAGGUUGGGAAUCCAAUCAAUUAUUGAAGAUUUAUUGGCGUACAGCUCUUAUCUUGGCUGAAAAGAAUUAG